AUGCCCCGUGCACGGUCGCGGUCUCCGCGGUCUCAGUCGCAGAAGAAACGUCGCAAGCGCGCCCGGCGGAAGGCUAAAUCCUCCAGUUCCAGCGCUUCCAGCGCUAGCCGUGCUGAGCAAAGCACUCGGCAGUGGCUUCCGGCGAUGCACGCCAUGCAGUGGGCGGCGGCCAGCGCGGCCAGCGCCAGCGCGGCUGGUUACUGGUCUCUGGCAUAUCCCGGCUAUGCCUAUGCCAUGCCCGCCUGCGCGGGCUAUGCCGGAACAGGAAGUUCCGUGGAGCAUGGCGGUCAUGGUUCGCCCCCUGGGCCAACUGUCUCGACUUUUCUGGACGGUGGAGUUGAGGAGAUUGUGGAGGUUCCCAAGGCGCACAUCGCGCGGGUCAUCGGCAAACGCGGCCGCACCAUUGCGGAGGUGCGCUCCAAGAGUGGUGCAUGGAAUGUGGAUGCCCGAGAUCAAGAAGAAGAUCCCUGCCAAGUGAAGGUCACGGGCCCUGCAGAAGCAGUCAAAAAAGCUCGGGACAUGAUCUUGGAACUGUCCCGGCCCAUGUCGGAGCGCUUCAGCGACCGCGUCUUCGUGGAGAUCUCCCAGGGGCAGAUUGGAAAAGUCGUGGGAAGCAAAGGUGCCCGGAUUCAAGAAAUCGAACGACAGACUGGGGUGAAAAUCGAUAUCGACUAUACCUGCGCUCCCUGCAGGGUGUUCCUCACUGGCAGUGAGUCACAAGUGCGCCUGACCAAGCGCUUGCUUCAGGAGAUUGCCAGCUGA
Messenger RNA from Cladocopium goreaui, 762 nucleotides. Lineage: Eukaryota; Dinophyceae; Suessiales; Symbiodiniaceae. The record is from the annotation of a GenBank genome assembly.